AUGACGGACAAAGGAUGUUACCCACCAGAGUUGAUUGCUCUGGCCUGGAACGGUCAUGGAAAUGGCAGUCUUGUCCCGAGCUACGUAUUCGGCGAUUGUAGGAGCACGGAAGGAUCCCGAGAGGUCAUAACCAUCAGCCAAAAUACCUCCUGCGCCGAUGAAAGCUGGGUUGCCAUCCACUUUAUCGGGGCUUUCCAAUCCAUAACCGCCACGGUGUCGAUCGACGAGCAUUCGCUGUGGGUGUAUGCCGUGGAUGGACGGUACGUCGAACCGAGAGAAGCACAAGCAGUCACGGUCUCCAACGGGGAGCGGUACUCCGUCCUCAUCAAGGCGGAUAAGGCAGGCAAGUUCGCUAUUCGUGUGGCGUCGGUGAGCGAUCCGCAGAUCAUCGCUGGUUAUGGGACUCUGGAUGUCACAAUUGCAGGCGCAGGUGGUGAUGGGAGAAAUGAAUCGGUGCCGUAUAUCAACGACGCAGGGAGAGCCGUCUCGGACAACGUCACCAUCUUCAACGAGACAUCCGCAAAGCCGUUUCCGCCGGUGCUGGUUCCAGAGGCAGCAGAUGCCACUUUCGUCUUCGAAAUGGGCAACACCGAGCCCGCUUACAUCUGGAUGAUGAACUCUGGUCCUCUCGAGUCAUCCGACCUCGAAGGCAGGAGUCCCUUUCUUCUGGACCCCCAAACAACAACCAACCUCACAAUCUCAACGCAAAAUAACACCUGGAUCGAUCUCAUCUUCGUCACGCACGUAUCACCCAACCCCGCCCAUCCCAUCCACAAGCACGGCGGGAGAAUGCACCUCCUAGGCACCGGAUAUGGCCCCUGGAUGUGGAACAGCGUCCAAGACGCGGCCAGAGACAUGCCCUUGUCGUUCAACAUCGUCGACCCGCCGCUCAAGGAUAGCUUCACAUCGUUGAGAGUGGGGUUGGAGCCCGGGCAGGACGUGGCCUGGAUGGCGCUGAGGUACCAUUCUAGGAACCCAGGGGCUUGGUUGCUGCAUUGCCAUGUCUUGCAGCAUUUGGUGGGCGGGAUGCAGCUUGUGAUUCUGGAUGGAGUGGAUGUUUGGCCGGAGAUGCCGGAGGAGUACAGGGCUCUGGCAGAGGGGGGUGGGUGA
Messenger RNA from Scedosporium apiospermum, 1110 nucleotides. RefSeq lists its product as uncharacterized. Bases 1 to 1110 code for a protein of 369 amino acids. The transcript is spliced from 2 exons. Gene Ontology annotation, molecular function: oxidoreductase activity; copper ion binding. The record is from RefSeq and is a predicted model, not a curated record. NCBI's taxonomy places the organism in Eukaryota, Fungi, Ascomycota, Sordariomycetes, Microascales, Microascaceae.